UAGGACAAGCCAAACGAGCCAUGGCGGGUGAAGGAGCAGAAGACUCUUCUAAGCUAACAACAGCGGCAGAGAAGCAACUUCUUCGCCGCAGACAAGAGUUAGAUUACUGGAAGAAACACGCAGGGCGGAUCCGCAGCAGGAAUCUCCUGACUGGUCUGUGUAUUAGUGCGUUUGUCGUGGGAAUGUUUAGCUACACCAUCUUGUCCGUCAAACAGGAGAGAAUCCUGGAUGAAAUAGAUGAAGAAGCCAGGAUCAACGUCAGAGGACCACGGACUGGCGCCAACUCUUAAAGACACGGAACAGCCUCGUGUGAAACAAGGAUAUUAUCUUUUUUUUAUCUU
This is a messenger RNA of Nerophis lumbriciformis (worm pipefish), 341 nucleotides long. The record is from RefSeq and is a predicted model, not a curated record. Lineage: Eukaryota; Metazoa; Chordata; Actinopteri; Syngnathiformes; Syngnathidae.